Molecule: messenger RNA, 1059 nt
Organism: Paracoccidioides lutzii Pb01
Product: 3',5'-bisphosphate nucleotidase
Exons: 1
Coding region: 1-1059 (352 amino acids)
Biological process (GO): sulfate assimilation
Molecular function (GO): 3'(2'),5'-bisphosphate nucleotidase activity
Source: RefSeq, a predicted model, not a curated record
AUGUCCUACCAGCAAGAGCUCUACGUGGCAGAACUAGCAGUACAGAGAGCCACUUUGUUCACGCAGAAAGUAUUCCGCGAAAAAACAAAAGGCACCCUAUCCAAGGAUGACAAGUCCCCUGUCACGAAGGGCGAUUUUGGUGCACAGGCUUUGAUUAUCCAGGCUAUUCGCAAGAAUUUCCCAGACGAUGAGAUUGUUGCGGAGGAGGAAGCGACUGCCCUCAGAGGAGACAAGCCAUUGAGCAAUGAAAUUUGGGGUCUGCUCAAAGAUAUUAGGCUAGCUGACGAGGAAAGUGAGAAGGUUCUUGGUGGACCAUUGCAGAGUGAGGAGGCUAUGCUGGACAUCCUCGACCAGGGGAAAAGUGCUGGAGGACCACAUGGGAGAAUAUGGGCUUUGGAUCCCAUCGACGGCACAAAGGGGUUUCUCCGUGGAGGCCAAUAUGCCGUUUGCCUCGGCUUGAUUGUGGAUGGGGACGUUAAAGUAGGAGUCAUCGGUUGCCCCAAUUUGCCAGUGUCUGACUCCGCGCCGAUCCCCAUAGACCUGAAUGCUCAGCAAGGCGGCGAGGAGAGCGGGGUACUCUUUUCUGCAAUACUUGGUAAGGGAGCCUCGAGCCGCCCCUUAUCUGAAGGGAAAUUGCAAAAGAGCAAAUCUCUCUUGAUGAAACCAGUGCCAGAUAUUACACAGGCUUCACUUUGUGAAAGUGUUGAGGAAGCGCAUUCCGCACAAGGUGAUACCGCUGCUGUGGCUAAGAUGCUAGGGAUCAGUGGCACACCUGUGCGGUUGGAUUCGCAAGCUAAAUACUGCUCCAUCGCUCGAGGGGCUGGCGAUAUUUACCUUAGACUGCCCACGAGAAAGGAUUAUCAAGAGAAGAUUUGGGACCAUGCUGCGGGGGACUUGUUAGUCCGCGAGGCUAGAGGAAUGACGACCGAUAUCCACGGCAACAGACUUAACUUUGGCAAAGGGAGAACGUUGGCUGACAACAAGGGGAUCGUUGCCGCCCCGAAGGCUAUCCAUGACCAAUUGCUUAACGCCGUGCAGAAAGUGCUGAAAUUGAAAUAA